CCCAUUUCCGGCAGCCGAAACAACUAAACCACUCAGCAGUGUCAGUAGGUCCUGCAUCCACGAAUUUCCCAUUAAGGGCUGCUAAUAACUCCGUUCCUAUGGCUAUUUAAGUCUUUAAACCCACAUCUCGACAUUUAUCCUUUUCCCCUUCCACUUCAAUAAUUUUGCCAUUUACUGUUUGAACAGGUAAAAAUUAAACGAGAGAUAGACGAAGGGACACUGGAGAGAGUAGUGGUUGGGGGGUGGGAUGCGUGGCUUGGGAGGGGGAGGGUAGAGAAGAAUGAAAAGAGAGAAAAAAUGGAAGUUUACAAAAAUCCCUAGAGACGAUGAUAGUGGUCAGUGGAUAUGAAACGAUACAAUUAUUAUUAUAGAUAAAAGAGGAACCUAAAAGAUUUCCAAUUGGGCAAAGUAAUGGGGCGUAAGAAAGUAGAAAUCAAACGAAUCGAAGACAAGAGCAGCAGGCAAGUGACGUUCUCUAAACGGAGGAAAGGACUCCUAAAGAAAGCCAAGGAACUCUCUAUUCUUUGCGAUGCCGAUGUCGCCGUUGUGGUAUUCUCCAACCGUGACAGAAUCUAUGACUUCUCCAGCACUAACAGUCUCACAGAGAUCGUUCAUCGAUACCACAGCCAUGUGGAAGCAGAAAAAGAGAGCUCUGCAGAAGUUUUGGACACCGAGCACUCUAAAUAUGCAAGCUUCAUGACAGUGGGACAACUGUUACAAACGGUAGGAAGGCAACUCGAGGAACCUGCUGUUGAUGAUCUCAGUGUAACUGACCUUGUCCAUUUGGAAAACCAACUGCCAACUGCUCUAAUGCAAGUCAGAUCUAGCAAGACGCAUUUGAUGAUUGAAUCUAUCAAAAGUCUUCGUGAGAAGGAAAAACUGCUGAGUGAAGAAAACAAACAUCUGGAGAACAAGAUAGCUACGACCAAGAACAAGAGAGAAGUGAAGAAUGAGAUGGCUUUAGAUUUCACUAACCUUGCACCAGCCAGCAUGAAUUGUCAACAGCAAAAAACGACCCUGAAUUUCCUCUAGUUAUAAUUCAGGAAAGGUUUCCUGUACUUGCCAAGGUUAUCUGGUUUAUCUUUACUUUGUUAAUUCCCAUUUCUGCAAAUAAGGAGUGUCCAAAAUUAAUAAAAUGAGAUUUGAAAUGUGUACGGACAAAAAUGUAUUGUCAUUACUUUCUGUAGAGUGGAUUUACCUUUGUUCA
Molecule: messenger RNA, 1207 nt
Organism: Nicotiana tabacum (common tobacco)
Lineage: Eukaryota; Viridiplantae; Streptophyta; Magnoliopsida; Solanales; Solanaceae
Product: agamous-like MADS-box protein AGL27
Biological process (GO): positive regulation of transcription by RNA polymerase II
Cellular component (GO): nucleus
Molecular function (GO): RNA polymerase II transcription regulatory region sequence-specific DNA binding; DNA-binding transcription factor activity; protein dimerization activity
Source: RefSeq, a predicted model, not a curated record